AUGACUAUUUUGCAGUAUCAAUUACUUACAUGUCUAGGUCAUGCUGGAAUGAAAGUAGCGGUACCACCUAGUAUCAAAAACAAAAGAGGUCACAAAAGCGCCAAACAAUGGAUAUCUUCUCCAGCUUCGGAUUCACAGGUGGAAGCUAUGCAACCUUUGCGGUCCAAGAGAGCGCGCAGGCUAGCUGUCGACUCGGAAUCAGAACCUGAGUCAGAUACUAGCAAGCACAGUGUGGAGUCCAAUGCAUCUGCAAGUGAGAUGGAGCCGGCAGAGAGCAUCGCUAAGACUUUAUUUGGAGAAGUUCCCACAGUUGCUGAUUCAGACCGCCAGAAAAGGCCUCAUGAGAGACAACUGGCUGCAGAGGCUCAGAGCUCAUCAAAGACUCCUCCUCCACCCAUUUGGGGCUCACAGUAUAGGCCUUCGAAUGCAAGGGGGAAAAAGCUUGCAGCGGAGAUCCCCAUGUGGGACCCAAUCAUGACGAGCUCAUCAUUUGAGUUGCAUGUUCCCGCCACACAGACUAACAAGAGCCACAGGUCCAAAUCUACAGUACUUGAAGAUGAGCUUGAAGACGACCAUAGUCUCAAAUCUGAGCUGUACAGUGCUGAUGAAUCUCCGAGUCAGGCUGAGCUCCCCAGCAUCCAAUCCAAGGAAGUGUCUCUUCAAGUUGACCCCACAGCAUCUCUUGUUUACACGAAGACUGGGUCAGUACGACUCACCGGCCAGAACACCAAACUUCAUAAUGUGAUGCAGCAUGGUAUUCUCGAGGUCAAGGCAUACAUUGCCUUUGAGCACAGAUACCCUGAAAUUGCGGCAAGGAAUGUAUAUGCACAGGAAAUACUGCUGAAGGCCGCACGGUACCACAAUACAGUGCCGAUUGAGAAACGGAUGCAGAUUGAUGAUGGCUAUGUGUCAGCCCUCACAAAUCUAAUCGAUGCUUGCGCUAGUCUAUUUCGCAGCGAGAUCAAGGAUGUGGCUAGCAAGAAUGUUUUAGGUUACUUCCGGCUCAGUGGUGCUGCCAGCGACACAAUCCUUGAUCGGCUUCUUGCCAAUCAUUCAUACAUUUUUCCGCAAACAUUUGAUGGUCUUCCAUCGCCGAACCGACAGAAGCCAUAUCAAACGCAGCCUGUGUUCCUUGUUUUAUACGAGGUAUUCUUCAAACAAUUGAGGUCCGUCGGUGCGCAGUUUGGACAGCGCUUCCUCAAUAUCGCAAAGAACAAGAGUGGUCGCCCACAGAUCCCUAUCCCCAUGAUGGCUAUGGUCUGCACCGCUAUUCGUGCCAUCCUUCUCGCGAAGAAGAACAGGUCGAGUGAUGAUUUUAAGUUCACCGGUAACCAGUUUUUCGAUAUCUAUACUCACCACGUGUCAUUGUUGGAGAGGAUUCAGACAACAGCACCCGUCAAGUUCCACAAAAUGAUGGCUGAUAUAUACGAGGAAGUCAAUCGCUUCCGUCACAGCAUUACUGGAGUCUAUGAUCAAGAUGAUCAAAGCCUCUCAUUUUUGGACUUGGAGGGCAUGAAGGACGAGUAGAGUGUUCCGACACGGAAACAUCUGAUUUUCAAAGCCAUCGUCUAGUAACCGUAUUCACGUAUAUCUAACCACCACUUGCUCAUUUCGUCGCACCUAUUUCAUCGAUAUGUUAUUGCAUCGAUACCCC
Messenger RNA from Suillus paluster, 1654 nucleotides. RefSeq lists its product as uncharacterized. The record is from RefSeq and is a predicted model, not a curated record. The coding region runs from base 1 to 1527 and encodes 508 amino acids. Lineage: Eukaryota; Fungi; Basidiomycota; Agaricomycetes; Boletales; Suillaceae. The transcript is spliced from 9 exons.